Hibiscus syriacus is the source of this 387-nucleotide messenger RNA. RefSeq lists its product as uncharacterized. The coding region runs from base 1 to 387 and encodes 128 amino acids. The record is from RefSeq and is a predicted model, not a curated record. NCBI's taxonomy places the organism in Eukaryota, Viridiplantae, Streptophyta, Magnoliopsida, Malvales, Malvaceae. The transcript has 5 exons.
AUGGUAGAGCGCUCGCUUUGCAUGCGAGAGGCACGGGGUUCGAUCCCCCGCAUCUCCAAGUCGUUUUUCCUCCACACAGUCGUUUUCAGUUUUGCUAUGGGUUCUGUUUUACAACAUCAAACUAUGUUAAUUCCUAGGCUUUCUAGAGUUGGAUUUUGGAUUGCCAAAGAACUAUGCAGAGGGGGUAUACUUGUAUCUCUAGAACAAGAUUUAGACAAGGGCCCUGUGGACAAUACCAGCGUUCUCCGAUUGAAUUACUGCCCGAAACUAGAGCUUUUCAGGGGGGCAUAUUUCAAAAGCAUCAUGAUUUUUCUCACUCAGCUUCCAACAAUGCUUCUGAAGGAGGGGACAAACAUAAAGAAAUUGCUUGUCUUCCUGCAUUGGUGA